Messenger RNA from Malus domestica (apple), 1338 nucleotides. Lineage: Eukaryota; Viridiplantae; Streptophyta; Magnoliopsida; Rosales; Rosaceae. The record is from RefSeq and is a predicted model, not a curated record.
AUGGAUGUUGCGUUUCAUGAGAAUGAUAUGUACUUUGCCCAUCUCGAGUCUUCACUUCAGGGGGAGAAUCAAACAGAAGUUCAAACUCUUGAUUAUACUAUUCCAAAUAUAGAUAGUGUGAAUGAUUUGGAUUUAAGUGGUGAUGUAUUGGAGACAAGUGGUGAUCACUCACACGAAAACAAUGAUAUGAAUGAAUUGGAACUAAGUGGUGAUGUUGUGGAGACAAGUGGUGAUCAUUCACAUGGAAACAAUGUUGAAAACCGUGAAAGGGACGAGUCGACAUCGCCAGAUAACUCAUUGCCUGAUGGCUUACUGCCAGUUUCCUCACCACUGGACAGUCCUAUGUCGCCAGCUAUCUCACAGUCGAUCUUGAGUCCCAAUAACCAUAAUCAAUCGUCUUCGAUCUUGGAUGCACCACCCCCACCACGUCGUCUCCCUGAUCGCAUCAACCGAGGUAUUCCUAAACCUACUUAUAAAGCCGACCCUAAUUGCAAAACUCGGUAUCCGAUGAGUAAGCCCAACCCUGAGCCUAAUGUGUUAUACCCGUUAAGUAGUUAUGUGUUUACCAAUCACCUGUCAGAAUCAAAUAAGUCAUUUGUGCAUCAAUUAUCUACUGUAUCUAUUCCUAACAAUGUGCAGGAGGCUUUAGCUGAUCCAUGUUGGCAAGCAGCAAUGAAUGAAGAAUUGAAGUCUUUGAAGAAGAAUGCUACCUGGGAAAUCACAGACUUGCCAGCCGGCAAGAAACCUGUGGGAUGCAAAUGGGUCUAUACGAUAAAGUACAAAGCUAAUGGGAUGAUGGAUCGCUUCAAGAAUGGGAAGCUUACUGCACUUAUUGUGUAUGUAGACGAUAUGGUGGUAACGCUAGUAGCUACACCAUUAGAAGAAGGAUUGAAGCUUAGUAUUGAUCCUAAUCAAGUACCAGUUGACAAAGGAAGAUACCAAAGGUUAGUAGGCCGUUUGAUGUAUUUGGCACACACAAGACCGGACCUUGCUUAUGCCUUGAGUGUAGUGAGUCAAUACAUGCAUGAUCCUGGAGAGCAACAUAUGAAAGUUGUGAUGAGAAUAUUACGAUAUUUGAAGGGAAGUCCGGGCAAAGGAAUUUUGUUUAAGAGGAAUAAUCACUUUAGUGUUGAGGGUUAUACUGAUGCAGACUGGGCAGGUUCCAUUGAUGAUAGACGCUCAACAUCAGGUUACUUUACGUUUGUUGGGGGUAACUUGGUUACAUGGAGAAGUAAGAAACAGAAUGUGGUUGCCCGUUCCAGUGCAGAAGCAGAAUACAGAGUACUUGAGGAUACGAACGCGUGGGCACAAGCGGAAUCGAAUUUGGAGUUACGAUAG